CCUAAAAAAAGUCUUCAACACUUUUUCUUUAUUGCUCUUAACGUGCCCAAAAUUUCAAACCAUAGUACUACUUUUUUUUUUCGUUCUCAUCAAGUCUCAAAAGCUAAGCAAAUGACAAAUAUAACAAUGGAGAACGAAACAAAACAAGGCGAUAUAAUUUUUCGAUCGAAACUCCCUGAUAUUUACAUCCCUAAUCAUCUUCCGUUACACUCAUAUUGUUUCGAAAACAUUUCGGAAUUUAAAUCGCGUCCGUGUUUAAUCGACGGGGCGAAUAAUCAAAUUUAUACGUACGCUGAUGUUGAGCUCAAUUCGAGAAAAGUUGCAGCUGGUCUUCAUAAGCAAUUUGGGAUCCAACAAAAGGAUACUAUUAUGAUCUUAUUGCCAAAUUCGCCAGAAUUUGUGUACGCCUUCCUUGGUGCGUCGUACCUCGGCGCAAUUUCGACGAUGGCUAAUCCUUUGUUUACGUCUGCUGAAGUUGUGAAGCAAGCCAAGGCUUCUAAUGCUAAGAUCAUUGUCACGCAAGCAUGCCAUGUGAACAAGGUGAAGGAUUAUGCGUUGGAGAAUGAUGUGAAGAUUGUGUGUAUUGACUCUGCACCGGAGGGUUGUGUUCACUUCUGCGAGUUGAUUCAGGCUGAUGAGCAUGAUAUCCCUGAGGUGGAAAUCCAACCCGACGAUGUGGUGGCGUUGCCUUAUUCCUCAGGAACAACCGGUCUACCUAAAGGUGUCAUGUUGACACACAAGGGACUAGUCACAAGUGUGGCACAACAAGUUGAUGGUGAAAAUCCAAACUUGUACAUCCAUAGUGAGGAUGUGUUGCUUUGUGUGUUGCCCUUGUUUCAUAUAUAUUCCCUCAAUUCCAUUUUGCUAUGUGGAUUAAGAGUUGGAGCAGCAAUUUUGAUUAUGCAAAAAUUUGAUAUUGUUCCAUUCUUGGAAUUAAUACAAAAUUACAAGGUGACAAUAGGGCCAUUUGUGCCACCUAUUGUUUUGGCCAUUGCUAAGAGUCCUAUGGUUGAUAAUUAUGAUUUAUCAUCAGUAAGAACCGUUAUGUCUGGGGCUGCACCAUUAGGAAAAGAACUUGAAGACACUGUUCGAGCCAAAAUUCCUAAUGCUAAACUUGGUCAAGGCUAUGGUAUGACAGAAGCCGGACCAGUGUUGGCUAUGUGCUUGGCAUUUGCUAAAGAACCCUUCGAAAUUAAAUCUGGAGCAUGUGGGACUGUUGUUAGAAAUGCUGAGAUGAAAAUUGUGGAUCCUGAUACUGGCAAAUCUCUUCCUAGGAACCAAUCCGGAGAGAUUUGUAUAAGAGGGGACCAAAUCAUGAAAGGUUACCUAAAUGAUCCGGAUGCCACUACGGGAACAAUAGACAAAGAAGGGUGGUUACAUACAGGCGACAUUGGUUAUAUUGACAACGAUGACGAGCUUUUCAUCGUGGAUCGUUUAAAGGAAUUGAUAAAAUACAAAGGAUUUCAAGUGGCUCCUGCUGAACUUGAAGCCCUUCUCCUCAAUCAUCCCAAUAUUUCGGAUGCUGCUGUCGUUCCAAUGAAAGACGAGCAAGCAGGAGAAGUUCCAGUGGCUUUUGUUGUUAGAUCAAAUGGCUCCACAAUUACUGAAGAUGAAGUCAAAGAAUUCAUAACAAAGCAGGUGAUAUUUUACAAGAGGAUAAAGAGGGUAUUUUUUGUGGAUGCUGUUCCUAAAUCUCCAUCGGGCAAAAUCCUUAGAAAGGACUUGAGAGCUAAAUUAGCUGCUGGAUUUCCAAAUUAAAUACUACUUUAUACUUUAAUGGCGAUCGACAAUAACUAUAACCAGUUCUUUUUUUCAUUAUUAAAAGUUACGUAUUUUGUUCUUUGAAUUGUAUUUGUACGUUCAACCACCUGCCUCUAUACGGUUAAAAUUAAUUAACCAAUUUGGCAAAAGGAGGAAAAUGUAUGUAAAUUUGAGUGUAAGGGACUUUAAUUUUUUU
Molecule: messenger RNA, 1957 nt
Organism: Solanum stenotomum
Lineage: Eukaryota; Viridiplantae; Streptophyta; Magnoliopsida; Solanales; Solanaceae
Product: 4-coumarate--CoA ligase 2
Exons: 6
Coding region: 112-1758 (548 amino acids)
Molecular function (GO): CoA-ligase activity
Source: RefSeq, a predicted model, not a curated record